AUGUUGAUUCGGACCCCAACCCUGACCUUGUCGACCGGUCCGGAGCUCGGGGAGCAUCUACGGGAACGUCGUCCUCAGGGCCUAGUCCGACCCCCAACCUCGAAUACACCUUCCGGUGGCUGUUUGAAGCGUUGUCCGUGUCGGCCGUCAGCAAUCAGGCCCUCCUGGACCGGACCGUGCGGAUCGAGGCGGCACCCCGAGUCGUCCUUGGCCAGACUCCUACCGAACGGACCGCACACUAUGCCGGCGGCCCUUCAGCGAGUAAAUGAGGAGGUCGAGAGCCUUGGAGAUGCACUGAAACAGGCCCGAGAGGAACGGGUGGCCGAAAUGGCGCUCCGGGAGAAGGUCGAACAGGAACGGGAUCAGGCCAACACCGAGCGCGACAACUGGAAGAGCGUGUCCGGGGACUCCGGACAGAACUCCCAAGCACUCGCCGAAAAGGAACGAGUUUCCGAUGAUCUGGGAUUCACCAAACAACGUCUGGCCGCUACUAUGUCCGAAAAACGCCGGGUGUGGAAGUUACAGACAGCUGUGAUCCAAGGGGAAGGCGAAGAGGUGGGGACACGACGGAACGCCAGGACUACGUCCUCCCUCGGGCCCGGGAGGGAAGGUGCAGCCCCGCUAGCCUCCUGA
Messenger RNA from Aphanomyces astaci, 633 nucleotides. RefSeq lists its product as hypothetical. The transcript has 2 exons. The record is from RefSeq and is a predicted model, not a curated record. NCBI's taxonomy places the organism in Eukaryota, Oomycota, Saprolegniomycetes, Saprolegniales, Verrucalvaceae. Bases 1 to 633 code for a protein of 210 amino acids.